GAAUCACAUCACACAAGCAAGUGACAGUUCGCGAACAUUAACCAGAGAAAUCUCCACGAUCGUAAAUUUUCCCGAUACACGCGACAGCGCCACUGUCUUUGCUGAAAGUGAAGCUAAAAUUUCAUCACAAUUCGAAUUCCGCGGAGAACACGGCAAGUGAUAGGUAGUGACUAGCAAGUAGUGGAACGAUGAUAAUCUACACAAAUGCGGGCAAUCCGUUUGGGCUGAAGUUGCUGAUUUGUGCAAAAUUUGCCCGAAAAGAGGUUGAGGUCAAAAUAGUUUCACUGAAUGACGCUGCCAUCAAAACCAUCAAACAGCUGCCCAUCCUGCAGCUGGAAAGCGGUGUCCAGCUGUUCUCCACCGAUGUUGCCGUGAAGUUUCUGCUACAGGGGGAAACUCCGGUCAUCCAGCGGGAUGAAUGGCUCGAAUGGUCCACCACCCGGUUGGCACCGGCGCUCACCCACAAUAUGGCCGUUGGCGGUCGGCAGGAUCCAAGCGCAAAGCCCAUCCUUAACUCUCUGGUUAAAUUCUUGGACGAUUGUUUGAGCAAAAACACCUACCUAACGGGGGAGAAGCUGACUUCGGCGGAUAUUUCCGUUUGGAGUCUGCUCGCUCCGGAUGGCACCCUGAAGGGUGCGCAGAACAUCGAUAACCUGCUCCGCUGGUAUCGGGCUAUCAAUGCUAUGCCCGAGGUAAAAGAAGCUUUAGAGCAGCUUCCAUUGAAGGAACUACAUUUCGCCUCUCUGCUACAUUCGAAUCGGUAUGGCGGCUUGCAUCAUAUUGUGUUAGAUCCGGAAAUUAUCGACUUCGAGGGACAGGUCCUGGUUGAUACGUCAGAUAACAUUGCGGCAACUGUGCAGAAAGAUGAAAUUGAAUUGGCUAAAGCCAUGUUCACGUCCGUUGUGGAACGUGUUGAAAGCGACGCGAAGGUUGUUCUGCCCAAAUCGGGUCAGAAGAACAAUUUGAUUACCUCUGCUCUGCCCUACGUGAACAAUGUGCCCCAUUUGGGAAACAUCAUUGGUUGUGUGCUCUCGGCGGAUAUGUUUGCAAGAUAUUCCAGAAUCUGUGGCUAUAACACGUUGUACAUCAGUGGUACGGAUGAAUACGGAACCGCUACUGAGACGAAAGCAUUAGCCGAGAACAUGAGUCCGAAACAAAUUUGCGACAAGUACUUCGAAAUUCACAACUCGAUCUACCGUUGGUUUGGCAUUGGUUUCGAUUACUUCGGAAGAACUACGACGACGGAGCAGACGCAGAUUUGCCAAGAUAUGUUCAAAGAUCUGUACCAUGGAGGAUUCAUCGAGACCCGGGCGGUCGAUCAACUGCUUUGCCAAAAGUGCGAUCGCUACUUGGCGGAUCGUUUUGUGGAGGGCACCUGUCCGCAUCCGGGAUGCGGCUAUGAGGAUGCCCGUGGCGAUCAAUGCGAUGCCUGCGGUAAGCUUAUCAAUGCUAUUGAGCUAAUCCGUCCGCGCUGUAAGAUUUGCGAGACUUCUCCGAUCAUUCGACAGUCGAGCCAAUUCUUCCUGGAUCUGCCAAAGAUUGAACCGAAACUGCGUGAGUGGGUGGAUCGAUCCGAGCAAGGCUGGACCAACAAUGCACGCGUUAUCACCCGGGCCUGGUUGAAGGAAGGUCUUAAAUCACGCUGCAUCACUCGGGAUCUCAAAUGGGGUAUUCCUGUGCCACUUGAAGGCUACGAGGACAAGGUGUUCUAUGUGUGGUUCGAUGCACCGAUUGGUUACAUUUCCAUGACCAGUCGCUAUUGCAAGGAAUGGCAGCAAUGGUGGCAACCGGAUGAAAGCACGAAAAUUGAUCUGUAUCAGUUCAUGGCGAAGGAUAAUGUUCCCUUUCACUCGGUUAUGUUUCCGGCUAGUCUUAUUGGAAUCAACAAAGGCCACACGCUGGUGUCUCACAUCAUGGCAACGGAGUAUCUCAACUAUGAGGAUGGCAAGUUUAGCAAGAGUCGCGGUAUUGGCGUUUUCGGAAAUGAUGCCCAGGAAACUGGAAUCCCGGCCGAUGUGUGGCGUUUCUAUCUUGGUGCAGCUCGCCCUGAGGGUCAAGAUUCUAGCUUCAGUUGGAAUGAUUUGGCUGCUCGCAACAAUAAUGAACUGCUUAAGAAUGUCGGAAACUUUGUCAAUCGGGCGCUGGUGUUUUGUGAGAAGUUCUUCGAUGCGAUUAUUCCCCCCAUGGUGCUGAGCGAGGAAGAUUACACGCUUCUUGCGCUGCUGAAUCGCGAGCUGCGAGGUUAUGUUCACCAAAUGGAAAAGGCACGACUCAGGGAUGGUAUCAGGCAUCUACUUGCCGUUUCUCGGUACGGUAAUCAAUACAUGCAAUCCGAGGAGCCGUGGGUGCUGGUAAAGGGAACCGAUGAUGAGAAGGCGCGCGCUGGAACGGUCAUUGGCCUAUGCUGUAACUUUGCUUGUGUACUGGCCACAUUGAUGUUCCCCUUCAUGCCGACCACUGCCCGCAACUUAUACACACAACUGAACGUCAGCUCGGGUCACAUUGACCCGGAGAAACCACACAUUCGCAUUUUGCUACCAAGCGGUCACAAGAUAGGUAAACCAGCUGUUCUGUUCAACAAGAUUGAGCAGACCAAGAUCGAUGAGCUCAAGAAGAAAUACGCUGGAGUGCAGCAAAACACGGAGGCCAAACCCGUCGCAGCCAAGACUCCUACUGCCAGCAGCAAACUGUUCACCUCUCUCAAGGAAGCCCAGAAGGCAGUCGACGAACAGGCGGCCAAGGUGCGCAAAAUCAAAUCCACCGGAGUAGACAAGAGCGUCUUCCAGCCGGAGGUUAACAUUCUCCUCGAACUGAAGAAACAACUGCAAGCCCUGAGCCAACCGAGGACCUCAGAAAGCGCUUCCCCUCCGGUAGAUAGUCCUGUUGCCACUGUCAAAGCAAAUCCAGGGGCGAUCAAAUCCUUGGAAGCGGAAAUCGCUCAGCAAGGAGAGAAAGUGCGCACCCUGAAGGGUAGCUCCGACAAAACCGUUUGGCAACCAGAGGUCAACGCUCUGCUAGCAUUGAAACAGAAGCUUGCCCAAUUGACGGGUACAAAUACGACCUCCGCAAGUGCCGGUGGAAAGAAGAAGAAUAAGAAGUAAUCAUUAAUUAGACAGGACGAAGCGAUGAUUGAUAUUACAAUUCCCAUUUAUCAGUUUUUUUUCGUUUGUGUUCAAAUAGUUUUGAAUUGUUUUAUAAAUUGGAAAGUUAGCACCGACAAGCAAGCAAUUUAAGUUAAUGCGAAUUUAAUUGAGAAUAAAAAAUUGCAU
Messenger RNA from Toxorhynchites rutilus septentrionalis, 3269 nucleotides. It is a transcript of the gene MetRS, whose product is annotated as methionine--tRNA ligase, cytoplasmic. The transcript has 3 exons. Lineage: Eukaryota; Metazoa; Arthropoda; Insecta; Diptera; Culicidae. Gene Ontology annotation, cellular component: aminoacyl-tRNA synthetase multienzyme complex; cytosol. The record is from RefSeq and is a predicted model, not a curated record. Gene Ontology annotation, molecular function: methionine-tRNA ligase activity; ATP binding. The coding region runs from base 189 to 3101 and encodes 970 amino acids. Gene Ontology annotation, biological process: methionyl-tRNA aminoacylation.